Messenger RNA from Polypterus senegalus (gray bichir), 697 nucleotides. Its product is annotated as lymphocyte antigen 6E-like. The transcript has 3 exons. The record is from RefSeq and is a predicted model, not a curated record. Lineage: Eukaryota; Metazoa; Chordata; Cladistia; Polypteriformes; Polypteridae. Bases 37 to 420 code for a protein of 127 amino acids.
GCUGCAGAGAGUUGGACUGAGUGAUCUGAAGUGAAAAUGAAGACUUACCUCACGCUAUUCCUUCUAGCCUGCUUUAUAACUUAUUCAGAGCCGUUGUCCUGCUUCAGUUGUAAAGAUGCUGAUACCAACCUUAGGUGUAAUUUUAAUCUGCCUGAGACAUGCUCAGCAAACCAAGUGUGCGUAACUUCCACUUCAACUUUAGGUGGCAGCUUUAAGAUUACUAAAGGGUGUAUCGACCAAGAUUCAUGUGAUGUUGCAUCGAUCUUUGGAAACAUUGACGUAGGUGUGGCGAGCACAUCAGUGAAAUGCUGUGAUUAUUUCUUAUGCAACAUAAACGGCUCCACGACUGCCAGACUGAACCUCCUGCUUCUGGGGGUCUCGGCGCUUGUCCUUCUAGUAGUUGGCAACAUUACAAAAUAGAACCAGCUAUGAUAUGGUCUGCUGUAAAAUUAAACUUGGGCUUUGGUUUCAUUUAUAUGGAGACUUUAUCAUUCUGAACAUUUCCUUCACUGUUGAUUUUUAUUAAAGGGAAGGUUUGGAGUUAAUUGGUAUAAGAAGUAUAAGAACAUUACAGAAAUGUUACAGCAAACCAAUGAAAUUUAUGUUUCUAUUUUAUUUUUAAUAAAUGUGCAGUAUACUAUUAGAUCUUACUUUGUCAGAUAAAUACACUACAAAUAAAACUAAAUGUUUUGUGGAA